AUGAUGUUCGAUAUCGACUACAAGCUCUUCGGCGACGAGCCCGACGAUCGCGACAACCUUACUUCGAUUCCGCUGGCUAGUGCCGCUGAGCGAGCCUCCUUCGACGUUGCCAAAGAGACAGAGAUCCUGUAUCAAAUCCAUCUUUGGAACAAUCGCGACAUCGCAGCCAUCCCGAACCCCACCGGUAUACACAAGUCAACCACUGCUUUCAGGCGUGCCAGCGUCCGCUGGUGGAGCAUGACUGGGGGCUGGGAAAAUGUCGACAAGUCGAUCCGCAAAAAGUACGACAACUAUUUCAUCGCCGCAGUCAAGUUGCACAACGACAUGGUUCCUGCGGUGAACGCCAUGAUUCGCAGUGCCAAGCAGCGCAAUGCCAAAGAGAAGGCAGAUGCCGCGCUCAAUGCUGCGGCUACCGCCGCCGGCUUCAAGCCGACUUGCUCCAUCCCCGAGGUCAAGCGUCCCUUUGACGCAGCUGGCGCCACCGAGGCGCUCUACAGGGUUGCUCAGCGAGCGGUCUUCGCCAGCGGUCCCGAGAUCGAGAUGCUCUUUGAAACACUGGCCGACAUCUGGUGGAAGGAGACGGGUGGACCUGAGCGAGUCGGCAAACGCAUCAUGAGCGGCUACCCAUCCUGGUUUAUUGGCAAAUUGGAGCUCUUCAAGGUCGAUCACGAGAAAAAGGCUAGGUGGCAUUCCGAGCCUGGAUCAGCCUCUGGUUCACAGAAUUGUCGCGCCUACGACAUCAAGCGAGAGACCCAGCACCUCUUCGAGUUGGCCCGGAAACGCUUCCCUCGCGCGCCCAAUGGCUUGAAGGACCGAUGUCCUUCGAUGCAGUUGGAGCUAGGGUUCCAGAUUCAAGUGAAUCGCUGGUGUCAGAUGACAGGCGGAUGGGACAAGAUCGACCAGGCUAUUCGUCAGCGCUAUCCAAAGUGGUUUGUGGAUCAUGUAGCCGACACCAACAAGAAGCUCCCCUUGGCCAAGCUCAUGGGUUUGGACCAAUGGGCCAAGCGCACUAUCGUCAAGUAG
This is a messenger RNA of Kalmanozyma brasiliensis GHG001, 1023 nucleotides long. RefSeq lists its product as uncharacterized. The coding region runs from base 1 to 1023 and encodes 340 amino acids. The record is from RefSeq and is a predicted model, not a curated record. The transcript has a single exon. NCBI's taxonomy places the organism in Eukaryota, Fungi, Basidiomycota, Ustilaginomycetes, Ustilaginales.